GAGCAACCCGGUUUAUCAAUCACCUACAAGCUUCAAAGAUGGCAUCAAAGCUUCACUUUUUCCUACUACUUACAGUUUCAUGCGCCUCGCUGCAUUUGUCAAUGGCUGGAGAUCCCGAUAUCCUAACAGACUUCAUCCCUCCACCAGGUUUUUUUGGCGCUCCAAGCGGAAACUACUUCACCUUCACCGGGAUGAGGUCACUCGUUGGUACACCCUUCCCGACAACUUUUAAAGUCUUGAAAGCAACCAUGAUUGAAUUUCCGGCUCUUAACGGUCAGAGCGUUUCCUACUCUGUACUCCAGUUCCCUAAUGGAACAGUUAACCCGCCCCACACCCAUCCACGGGCUUCCGAGCUGCUGUUUGUUCUCAUGGGUUCUUUACAAGUUGGGUUUGUUGACACAACUAAUAAACUGUUUACUCAAACACUGCAAGAAGGGGACAUCUUUGUGUUCCCAAAGGGACUUGUGCACUUUCAGUUUAAUGGUGAUGCUAAGAACCCGGCUUUGGCUCUAUCCGCUUUUGGAAGUGCAAAUCCGGGCACAGUGAAGGUUCCAAGUGCGGUUUUCAAUUCGACUAUUGAUGAUCAGGUAUUGGCAUUGUCGUUCAAGACCGAUGUUGCUACCAUUCAGAAGCUCAAAUCUGGGCUAUCAGGCUAAGUAAUAUCAAGUACUUUGUACUUACAAGUGAUUUUGGAUGUAUUUCUUGUUUGUGGGUCAAUAAUCUUGUACCAUUUAUAAAGUUAUCAUAUGAAAAACAACAAAUGAAUGAAUGAAUAUUCAUGUUAUUCAAAAAAUUCAUAAAACGAUAGCUUGUUGCCCGUUUACCAAUUAUGUCGAUGUAAAUUCAUAACACGAGUCAAGUUGAAUUCCAAA
Helianthus annuus (common sunflower) is the source of this 872-nucleotide messenger RNA. RefSeq names its product putative germin-like protein 9-2. Gene Ontology annotation, molecular function: manganese ion binding. Gene Ontology annotation, cellular component: cell wall. Bases 39 to 656 code for a protein of 205 amino acids. NCBI's taxonomy places the organism in Eukaryota, Viridiplantae, Streptophyta, Magnoliopsida, Asterales, Asteraceae. The transcript has a single exon. The record is from RefSeq and is a predicted model, not a curated record.